GCGCACGGGUGUCAGUUGGCUCCAGCAGCCCUCCUCCUCAGCCGUCGCUCCUCCGCUCCUGCUUUUUUUUUUCUUUUUUCGGUUUUUUUCUUUCUUUUUUUUCUUUCCUCCUCCUCUCCGUCAGUUGGGCGCGCGGCGGCGUCUCGCGGAGCAGGAAUUUGGGGAGUGGAGCUCGGACUGUUUCUCCUGACGGGACUGAGAAGGAGUGGAGCUCCGCGGAGCUCCGGGUUUUGCAGUUUCUCUCCUGGUUUUUGUGUUUUUUGGUGAUUUUUUUUCUCCUCCUGGAAGGAUGUGGUCCUGGUCCUGGUCCGGCUGUCAGGAGGUCUGAGGCGCAGAGCUGCCACUUCUGGAUUUCCUCUGGUUCUUGUUGGAAUUUGGAUUAUUUUCUCCCAGGGUUGUUCUGGUUCUGGUUCUGGUUCUGCUGAGGCUGACAGGAUGCCGGGGACUCUCCAGCCUCCACAUCUCUCACUCUGAGACAACCUCGCUUCUUUCUGCUCUCUGGACCUAAACUCCGCGUUUUUCUCCUGUUUUGGCCGUUUUUUAUAUUUUAAUCUCCUUCAGAUUAUCUGUCGAGCCACCUCCUAAGGAUGCGUAGUGGAUUGCUGUUGUUCCUUCUCACCCAGGUCCUGUCGGUGUCUUGUUUGGCUCAGACCGAUAAAUGCGGGGACCACAUCGUGGUCCACGCCCCGGACUACCUGACCUCCCCGGGUUAUCCCAGCGCCUACCUGUCCUCCCAGCUCUGCAGGUGGGUCAUUACCGCCCCCGAGGCUGGCCAGAGGAUCCUCAUCAACUUCAACCCGCAUUUUGAUACGACUACGUGGAGGUGCGAGACGGCGUGGACGAGAGCGGUCAGCUGGUAGGGAAGUACUGUGGGAAAAUCGCCCCCUCGCCGGUCGUCUCCUCGGGUAAUCAACUGUUCAUCAAGUUUGUGUCUGAUUACGAGACCCACGGAGCAGGUUUCUCCAUCCGAUAUGAGAUCUUUAAGACAGGUGAGUCGCAAAAUGAUAGUGUUAUGAAAUCGAGGUGAUUUAAAAUAAUGCAAGAUACUAAAAUGUUAAUAUAGAGUUAAGCAAAUGAUUAUUGUCACUCAUGAAUCCAUUCUUUUGAAUGCUGUGGAUUUAGUGUUUAUACCUUUACUGUUGAAUUUAAGUUCUAGUGUUUCAGUUCAUGAUGCUCAGCUCACGCCACAAAUAAUUUCCUGUAUCACCUCAAGGCACUUUGUCCCAGGGGCGGAUCUAGGGGCGGG
Molecule: messenger RNA, 1246 nt
Organism: Austrofundulus limnaeus
Lineage: Eukaryota; Metazoa; Chordata; Actinopteri; Cyprinodontiformes; Rivulidae
Product: neuropilin-1a
Biological process (GO): vascular endothelial growth factor receptor signaling pathway; response to wounding; positive regulation of filopodium assembly
Cellular component (GO): axon; focal adhesion; plasma membrane
Molecular function (GO): vascular endothelial growth factor binding; semaphorin receptor activity; vascular endothelial growth factor receptor activity
Source: RefSeq, a predicted model, not a curated record